Sipha flava (yellow sugarcane aphid) is the source of this 1011-nucleotide messenger RNA. RefSeq lists its product as uncharacterized. NCBI's taxonomy places the organism in Eukaryota, Metazoa, Arthropoda, Insecta, Hemiptera, Aphididae. The transcript is spliced from 5 exons. The coding region runs from base 555 to 908 and encodes 117 amino acids. The record is from RefSeq and is a predicted model, not a curated record.
UUUAAAAAGUAAGAUUGUUGAAUACAUUUGGAGAAAGCAUUUUUGUAAACGUCUUCUUCUUUUACAAACUUAUACAACUGAUUCAUUCAUUAUAACAUGUGUUUUUUCUCGUAUUUUGUCUGCCGGCGUUCAACUGUAAACAUCUGUCUGAAAACAAACAAAUUCCUUUGCAAAAAUCUAGUUGUACAUUCAAAUAAAGUCCACUCUUCUACACGAGAUGACAGUUAUUUCAAAUUGUAACUGUCUUCAAACUGGAGUGUGGUACUUCAACUUGUCUUUAAAGUGUAAGCACGGAAAACUAACAUAUGAGUCUACGAUGUACAUAAUAUAUUAUACAGAAUUAUUAUUUAAUCAUUAGUAGUGAUUGUUCAAGCGAUAUUAUUGGAAAAUAAUUUUUCUCAUUACUUUUGUUAGUACUGAAUUUGCUUAUACAUCAAGCAGUGUAGGUUGUUUCCACAAUGUACAACUUCAAAAGUUAACGGCCGGCCACCUGAAUCACUUGCAAAUUCUAAAAACAGUCUUCCGAAUUCUUGCUAAUAAUUAGCUGUCGUUGGAUGCUGAUUUUAAAGUUCUUCAUCAAAAUGGGUAUCCAAGUUAAUUAUAUUUUAAUGGCACCGAAGAGAGUCAAAACUAGUGGUGCUCACAAUCGUAAUGAAGCAAGAAAGAAGAAAGAAAAACUUAAUGAAGUUUUAAAAAACACAAAAAAUAUUGGUUCAAUGUUCAAGCAGAUGAGCAAGUCUCAACAUGAUAAAUCAAAUGAAAUCGGUGAAAAACGUAGUGAUAACAUCUACUUGGAUAAUGUUAAGGAUCUAAAAUUUAUUAAGAAAGAAAUGCCUUUUUCUGAUAAUCAGAUUGUUAAAAUGCCUGAUGAUAACUUAAAACAUACUGAAGUCUCUGAGUAUGCAUAGUAUGCAUAGUGCACUUACAAUUUAAUAUAAUUUAGUAAUGAGUACUUACAUGGUUAUGUUUCAAAAAAAAAUUUAAAAGGGUUGGCAGAUAGAUUAGUUUUGU